UGGCUGCAACUGGCGGAUUUUCAGUUGAGGAGUAUUUAAUCUGGGAAGAGCGGGCGACAGUCGAAAAGAUACUUGACCUGCUAAAAGGACUCUUCUGUGGAUAACGAUAUAACAGUAAGAAAUCUGCAAAGUGCAUAUGUCUCAUUCUAACGGAAUCAUGAAGUUUGCCGCGCGCGAAUCUCCAAGAGCCUCUGCCGUGAAGGCCAAAGCUUCCCCAGUGAAAGAGCCCAUCCCCAUGACACCUCAGUGUUCCCCCGUAAAGGUGACCACAGUGUUGUUCUCUCCCAAGAACAACACCAGUGCAAUCCACGACAAGGAAAACAGCACUGGCAUAGUGCAUGACAGGACUCUGGAGUUUGAGGACAGUGGUUAUCUGUCUCUGCAAAACAGUCGGAUUGAAUAUCACCAUGAGAACGAAGAGGAUGACCACAUCCUGGGAAAGCCCACAGUAGUGUCGUCUACUGCUAUAAAUCAAGGAAUACCACAUAAUUCUCCUUCCAAAUGUCAAGUAAGGAGCACCCCUAUUCAACUGGAGGCAGUCUGCACUCCUGUGGUUCGUCCCCAGAGGAGAACUGCAGUAUACUCGUCGUCCACCCCAUCCGGCCAUCACAGCGACAGGCACCUGCCUGUACUGAACUUCCAGCGGGUUGUGUGUGAAGAACUUGCUAAGAGCUAUGAGAAGAAUAAGAGGUACGACUGGAGCAUUGUCACAAAAGUUGCAGAGAAUUUUCUUUUGGAUCGGGUGAUUGGACGUCAGAUGGGCUUGGAGUACAUCGAUAUCUUUCAGUCUCUGCUGGCCAGAAACAUGAGAUGUAUCCUGACAAAGAUCCUGGCCUUUCUGGAAGACUUGGACCUCAUUAGUUGUAAGACAGUGAGCAGGACUUGGAUGAAAAUCAUCUGCGAAGAUACAGCAGCUCUAAGGCGGUGUCAGCGAGCUGAGCAGGAACUCGGGGAAUCAAGAAACUCUCUGAGACAGAGGGGUAUUGGUUUGACAAGAGAUGUGGCCGUCUCCAGGAUGGUGCUGUCCUGCAUGCAGACCAUGGCUUCCUCAAAGACUCCAUCUUCAUCAUCCUCCUCGUCCACCCCCAGCUGCAUGACCACCAGACGGGCUGCUGCCUCUCAGAGGGGCAGCACACCCACCUCCCGAUGCUCACGCUUCAACGAGUACAUCCAGGCUGCCAGCACUCUGAAGCAACACGAGUCUCUUCGUGCCUGCAAACGCUGCGGCUCACCAGCGACACAUCUGAAUGAGGUUCAGAAAGCUACGUGCACUCGCCUUAGUUGUCUCUUCACCUUCUGCACUCGCUGUCAGGAGUCUUUCCACGGCUCGACCCCCUGCAGAACCGUGACUCCCCGAGCCAACUUCUCUAAGACAUCACCGCUCCUACCGGGGAGCGCUCGCAGCAAGAGGAACGUCAGGCGACUGUGACGGAAGCUUUGUGGAAUUUUAUUCAGAUUUAUUUUAUUUUUUAAAACGCAGCUAACCUCUGAGCCGUUAGUGUUUCCACUAGCACUGUCCAAACUUCGGACAAGAGUGGAAGUUUUUAUAUAAGCUCGACCUGAAAAUGUCUUCACUGCAUGUAUUUUUCCUAAAACCUGUAUACGGAAGUCAACCCUGAGUGAAACACUCAAAGAACGACUGACACAACCGAACACAAAAUAUAACCUGAUUGUGAGAAGUCGAUGCCAAAAACAAA
Messenger RNA from Pelmatolapia mariae (spotted tilapia), 1697 nucleotides. It is a transcript of the gene fbxo5, whose product is annotated as F-box protein 5. Gene Ontology annotation, cellular component: nucleus. The transcript has 6 exons. The record is from RefSeq and is a predicted model, not a curated record. Bases 137 to 1429 code for a protein of 430 amino acids. Gene Ontology annotation, molecular function: protein binding; zinc ion binding. NCBI's taxonomy places the organism in Eukaryota, Metazoa, Chordata, Actinopteri, Cichliformes, Cichlidae. Gene Ontology annotation, biological process: regulation of mitotic nuclear division; negative regulation of meiotic nuclear division.